CAUGUUUAUGCUAGUUAUUAUUUUUUUAAAAAUUCGCAAAAAUAUCAUUUUCUUAAAUCUUUUUUCCAAAAGAGUAUAGCCUUUCCUUGAUAUAUUUUUUAUUAUUUUUAAAAAUUGUCAAAUCCUAAAUUUUCCCCAUGGAUUCCAAUUAUUAUUACAAUAACGAUCGUUUAUUAAAUACAAACACCACCAACAAUAAGAUAACAUUACCUCCGAUAGCCACUAGAGACGAAGAAGAUCCAUUAGUACGUCAGAAGUUCGACAACCCAAACCAAGGAAAAUUCAAUCCAUCUAAUCGCCAGAUAAUGGAAAUAGAAGAACAGCGAAAAAUAAUAAGACCUGCCCCCACUGGUGUUAUGGAUGUAUGGGUUAAACCCCUUUUGGCAGAAUUUUUGGCUACCAUGCUUUUCGUAUUCAUAGGUUGUUGCCAAGCUAUGAGUGGUAACGUAUCAGCCGCCGCUUUUGCCCACGGGCUUACUAUAGCCGUGCUUGUAGCAUGUCUGGCUGAUAUCAGUGGUGGACAUAUAAAUCCAGCCGUAACCAUUUCAUUGAUGCUGGCUGGUGGCAUCAGUUUGGUCAAAGGAGCUUUGUAUAUAAUCUGCCAAUUAUUGGGUUCCAUCUUGGGAGCAUCUAUUUUUAUGGGAGCAGUUGGGAUGGACAAUUAUAAAAGAAUGAUGGGUGGCAUGACUCUUUACAAUGCCAGUCCAGGAGGUAUUACACCAGGUGGAGCCUUUUUAUGUGAAGUUUUCUUCACUUCACUCUUGAUUUUCUGUGUUUUGAUGUUGGCCCUAGAUCACGGUGGUAGAAACCCUGUCACUGCUCUAUACAUUGGUUUAUCUAUUGUUGCUUGUGUCUAUGCUGGUGCAAAUAUCUCGGGAGCAUCUCUCAAUCCUGCUAGAACUUUUGGACCUGGAGUAUUAUUUGCCAUUGCUGGAAGGCACAACUGGUAUGGACAAUGGGUGUUUUACAUAGCACAGAUAUUGGCUGCUGUUGUCACUGCUUUAUUGUACAGGUUUGUGUUCAGAACUAGAGAAAUCUAAGCAAGAAGUUGUCAUUUUAGCAUUAUAGUUUCAGGACUUUAUUUUUUUUAAGUUAAAGAUUUUUAUAUUUAUCAUUUUUUAAGUUAUAAAUAAAUAAAUGAUGAAAUUAUAAAUAUUUUAUUUUUAAAUUCAUUAUUUCGGGGAUAUAUUUUUUAAAAGUUUUAUAAGGAGUAAUUUAUAGGGAUUACAUAUUGCACAGUUAAAAUCAAACCAAAUUUUUUUUAAAAAUUAAAAUUAAUUUAUUUUAA
Messenger RNA from Gordionus sp. m RMFG-2023, 1288 nucleotides. Its product is annotated as aquaporin-8-like. The transcript has 6 exons. Gene Ontology annotation, molecular function: water channel activity. Gene Ontology annotation, cellular component: plasma membrane. The record is from RefSeq and is a predicted model, not a curated record. Bases 138 to 1040 code for a protein of 300 amino acids. Lineage: Eukaryota; Metazoa; Nematomorpha; Gordioida; Chordodea; Parachordodidae. Gene Ontology annotation, biological process: transmembrane transport; water transport.